Moneuplotes crassus is the source of this 1942-nucleotide messenger RNA. NCBI's taxonomy places the organism in Eukaryota, Ciliophora, Spirotrichea, Euplotida, Euplotidae. The record is from the annotation of a GenBank genome assembly.
UAUUUUUGUAUUUAAAAUGGACCCGAAUAUUACCCUACCUAAGCAGACUAAGGCAAUGGGCAUGCAAAAGUAUUUAGAUGUAAUGAGAGAGGCGCUCAAUAAGUCCAUUGAUAAACAUUCUCAGCACUGGAGAUCCCAUCGAUCUUUGAAUGGCUGGGCUUCCAUGAAUUAUCCUUCAACACUUUCAAACCCAAUGCUGAAAAGAAGACCUGUUCCUAUAAACCCAGAUAGAAUAGGUUUCAACAACUUGAGGAAGCCAAUCUCUGCUCCGAGAGACCGGGUUAGGAGACCUUUGACUGCUAUUACUUCAAAGGGGAAGAGAUGAACCAAACCAUUGCCUAUAAAUCAUAAUUUCUACAAUGCCAAGAAAGAAGAAUUAAUAAGAAUAAAUGACUCUGAGGAAGAUGAAAGUGGUGUAGAAAGUUUAAAAUAACAUUCAAUCCACCAAAUACGUUACUGAUGCUUACAACCUCCCUCAAUUUCAUAAGCCAAGGCCGAUUAGAGAAGCUGUUGGGGCUUAUAGGAUCAGAAAUGCUCGAGGAAGUUUCCUUAACAAAGAGAGUUCCCUUCCUCCUGCUCUUGGAAUAGACUUCUCUAAGAAAAGUGCUGGAAUGCUAACAACGACUUCACAUCAGGACAAGGUUAAGAUAACAGAACAAACUCAUAAGGACUCUGAGUACAUCUCUCCAAUGAAGCCAAUGUCUGCCUAUUGAGGAAAGAGGCCUGAUCCUUCGAAAGAUCCAUACAACAGAAGGAAGGUAAAGCAGUUGGACGACAUUUCAUUUGAGUCAGACUCAGAAAUAGAGGAGCAUAAAGACUACAAAAGAUUACCAGAUACUGUACUAAAUGAGGAGAAUUUGAAGACUUCUCUCACACCUGCUUUGAAAUCUCUGAAUUUAAAUAGUCAUUUUUGGCUAAAGAACAAUUUUAUCAAUAAGAUAGGAAGGAUGGCUCCCAACUUGGUGGAGCUAUCUAUCAGAGCUUUGAAGAUAAACUCUCCGACCUUUAUAGACAUGGUAAAACACAUGGGACUCCUCAAGAUUAUCGAUAUAUCAAACUGUAAGCUUUUGACUGAAGAAGCUAUUAUUAAACUUGCUGAGACAAAUCAAGGUAUUGUCAGGUUCACCGCAUCUGGCUGUGAAAGAGCAGUUACUGAUAAGGCUAUCAAGCAUUUAAUAGAAUUUUCCAGAGCCCAGCUGGAAUAUCUCAAUCUGAACUAUUGCACUCAGCUGACUGACGAAGGGUUAAAAGCAUUUGAGGAGAAUAAUCCAGAACAAAUAUUUUACGAGCUAUAUCUCAAUGGACUUGAGAAGGUUACUAAUGAAGGGUUCAAAUCUAUUAUCUCUACUUGUGAAAAGACAUUGAUUCUCCUCAAUAUGGCUGUGAACAGCCAAUAUGAAGUCCAUGGAGAGGUCUGAAAAGCAAUAGCACAAUGUUUCAAGCUCCAGAUUCUUGAUCUUUCAGGCUGUAGUUGAAUUGGAGAUAAUGGAAUCUCAUAUCUUUCAUCUGGCUUCGUCAUGGUUGAGGAUAAAAAGGAAAUCAUUGGGCUGAAAGAGCUCGAAAUACUCAAAAUAUGUUCUCUAAAUAUCAAUGACACUAGUUUGAUCAGACUUUUAAAAAUAAGUGAUAAGAUCACCCACUUAGCAAUCUCGAAUUGUGUAAACUUGACUGAGUACUUCUUCUCUCAAGUGUCUUCAGCUGCUCCAAAACUUGAGUUCCUUGAUAUGAAUUUGAUUCCAUGAAUGGUCCCGAAAGUCUACGAAGAGUUUGUUGAGAACAAUCCCCACCUUAAAAUCAGAAGGUUCAAGCAGCAAAUGGCUGAUCCCAAGGACAAUGGUCUCAGAAGACCUUUGAAAAUUGCAGGCAAGAAGAAGGGCAAAAAGAAGGGAAAGAAAAAGGGCAAGAAAAAGAAGUAAAUUUAUCACUAAUCAUCAACUAUUCU